AUGAAGGGUUUCGCAGUCAUCGCACUCCUCCCGUUCGCCUUUGCUCUCGUCCAGCGUCAAGCUGCCACCCCGCCUCCCUGCGCCGUCGGCUGUCUCGCUGAUGCCAGCUUGAACCCCGCCCCGUGCAGCGCUACCGACUUUGUCUGCCUCUGCACCAACGCCGAGCUGCAGACCAAGAUCACCGCGUGCUUGACCAGCGCUUGCACCCCUGACCAGAUCGCCAUCGCCGCGACCUUCCUCCAAGACACCUGUCGCCAGGCCGGCGCGCCCGUCCCCUCGGUCCCCGCCGCUCUCGGGGGUGCGUCCGCGUCAGCCUCCGCAUCGGCCUCCAGCGUCGCCGCAUCUCCCUCUGCGUCCGUCGCCAGCGCCGCAAGCUCCAUCUCGGCCGCUGCCUCCUCCGCUUCUGCCUCUGCCUCGGGCGCCGCGAGCUCCGCCUCUGCUUCAGUCUCCUCCAUCGCCAGCGCCGCCUCCUCUGCGGCCGCCUCCGCCUCGUCCAAGUCUGGCGCCCAGCCCACCGGUCUCGCCAAGGGCUUUGCGGCCGUCGGUCUCGGUGCCGCCGUCGGUGUGCUCGGGAUGAUGUAG
Messenger RNA from Dioszegia hungarica, 582 nucleotides. RefSeq lists its product as uncharacterized. The coding region runs from base 1 to 582 and encodes 193 amino acids. The record is from RefSeq and is a predicted model, not a curated record. Lineage: Eukaryota; Fungi; Basidiomycota; Tremellomycetes; Tremellales; Bulleribasidiaceae. The transcript has 5 exons.